AACUGUGCACGGUAGCCGUGGAAUGAGUUCGAAAUUGUAACGACCAUUUUAAGGUUUUCCUGAGACGUUUGGUGGUGGUUGAUGGGCAGCAAAAUGAACAACUUAACAGAGGAUGGUACGGUUGGGAUAGUUGCUAGUGUCGUUGGUGGGGUGGUGGUUUGUGUCCUCACGGUCGGGAUAGGAUACCAGCUGUACAGACAUCUGUACCGGGCUAUAACACUGUCUGGAGAAACAGAUCGGUCCACAUUGACUCAGCCCGAUCUCAUCUACCUACUCAUGCUACCCAGGAUCGGUGUCAUCUCCAAUAUUUCACCGUUUACAGUCAAGCUGGAAACCUGGUUUCGACUGAUCGACGUGCCUUACCGGGUGGUGGAAACAACUUUACCCUCAUCAAAGCGUCAGUUUCCGUAUAUAAUCCUGAACGGUGUCGAAAUUGCCGAUUCUCGGUUUAUCGUUGAAAGAGUGGCCAAGCAUUUCAACAAGAAAGUGGACCCUAACCUCUCUGCUGAAGAACGUUCUGUAUCUGUGGCCUUCUCAAGAAUGCUGGAAGAAAACACAAUAUACACUUAUGCCUGGUAUCGCGUACUAUUCCAACACGCAGAGUAUUGGGGCCUGUUUUCGGAGGAAAACAAAGGAGUGCUUGCAAAGAAGAUGCUAAAAUAUGGGCCAACUUUAAUGGAGCGAGCGGCAAAGGUGAAGUUCUGGCAGCAAGGGGUGUCUCGCCUCAGUCCCGCAGAGAUCUACAGCUUAGCGGAAACCGACCUCAAAGCGCUGUCAGAUUAUCUGGGAACCAAGGACUACUUUUUUGGGGAGGAGCCAACGCUGUUGGACUGUGUGGCAUUCGGUCAUCUGAUACAGAUCUUGUGGCUGAAGCUGAAUUUCCCGCCGAGGUUCUACGUUGAGAAUGAAUGUAAGAACCUGUCACGGUUCCUCGACAGGAUGAGGGACAGGUUUUAUCCGGACUGGGAACAAUUGUGCAAGCCGUCCUCAUCUUCAUAAUUGCUGUCUUACCCCAGGGGAUCUCAUCUCAGCAGUCUAGACAAGCUAGUUCAGUAGAACUUUCACCAGAAUUUGUGAUGACAUUGUCGUAAACACUCAUGUAAAUUUCCAGUAUGUGUGCUCUUUUAAAGAAAGCAAUGUUAUUCAUGAAGGCAUGCAUGUGUCCGGCUUGAAUGUUGACAACGACAUUAUUUCUUAUUUACAACAAACUAACCAAAUUUGUUAACUAAAUAUUUUUUAUGAAUACCCACGAAUAAGGUGAUUUUAUUUACAACGAAGAUUUUAUCUUUUUUUUCUGAAAUUUGAAGGCAAGCCCCUCCCACCGAAAGCUACUGACCAAUCAGUAGUCAAAGUGAACCCAGCACUUACAUGUAUAUCAAUUGUGUACGUACGCAUAUCAGAUAAGGUUUAAUGACUAACUUCUGAGAGACACCGCGUGGCACUUUUCUUAAACACUUUGUUGCUUCUUUUUUGUUGAACAAUGAAUAACUAUUAAAGAUUGCUUAACAGUUU
Messenger RNA from Liolophura sinensis, 1512 nucleotides. RefSeq names its product failed axon connections-like. The record is from RefSeq and is a predicted model, not a curated record. Gene Ontology annotation, cellular component: cytoplasm. Bases 82 to 999 code for a protein of 305 amino acids. Lineage: Eukaryota; Metazoa; Mollusca; Polyplacophora; Chitonida; Chitonidae. The transcript has 5 exons.